AUGUUGUUCCGCAACUUCCUCACCCACUUGCGGCAAUCGCACCACGUUUUUGUGAUAGGAAUGUCUAGAACAUCGGAAAUAGAUCCAGCAAUUAAAACUUUGUUCGAGGCCGAAAUCAACUUGAGCUAUCCAGACUUCUUAUCGACAUAUGGUUCGUUCAGCUUCUUGUACUCCGAGAAAUCUAUGCUCCUAGAUUUAUGUGCUGAUCUCAUUAGCCAAGGAUGGAAGAAUAACCAACUUCGGAAGCAACCUUCAACUCUCUGGGAUGUUUUGAUUGUAAGAAAUUACGUUCAUAAGUUCAACCGUUAUGAUUUCCAGAAUACUACGGCACUGAACUGCGGCGAAGUAAUCUCGAAUAUUCGAAACAACUGGUUUCAAAAUUGA
Molecule: messenger RNA, 384 nt
Organism: Auanema sp. JU1783
Lineage: Eukaryota; Metazoa; Nematoda; Chromadorea; Rhabditida; Rhabditidae
Source: the annotation of a GenBank genome assembly